AUGGACGGCGACGAGCCCACGCAGGCGACCCAGAAUGUCCUCGAUCCGCGCCGUAUCGGGAAGCAAAACUCGGGCUUCUCAGACGAAGACAUUUCCGAUAUAAUAUGCGUCCUCUACCCACACUCAGACUCGGCCCGCAUCGAACUUGAACGCCUGGUCAACGAAAGCUCUCCCCAUAUCAUCGGUAAGGAAGAAGCGGACGGUGUUGAGCCGGAUUAUGCCCUCGAAGACCAGGCUGGUCGAUUUCUCGCCAACCCAGGAGGCAGCGGCAGUCAUGCUAUCAUCCUCCGACUGUCGUCACAGCUCAAGAACCCCGCUGCUGGGUUUGUCUUUGGACGCAACCCAGCGCGAUGCGAUGUUGUAUUUGUAAACGAUCCCUUGAAGCGAGUCAGCAACAUACAUUUCCGAAUAUACGUCAACGAGUACGGCACCGUCAUGAUUGAGGAUCAGUCUACCAAUGGUACUAUAGUAGAUGACAACAUUCUAAACGCAAAUCCUGCAGUCAACCCAACAAAUGGCCCAUGUAUCUCAAAAUGGGUUCUCAGCUCUGGCUCCAUCAUCAGAAUAUUUCUUCACCAAAAGGCAAGAGAUUUGACUUUCCGAGUUCGGAUACCACGGCGAGAUAAUGAGUACGACCAAGCGUAUACCGACAAAGUGGAUGAUUUCUUUACUCGCCACGGAAUAAAACGUUCAAAUGACACAAUCACUCCUGGACCUGGUGGGCACGUUGAUCUCUUCAAGCAUCCAGCCCAAAACCAAUUUAAAAGAGAGGAGACGGACGAAGCUCCCCAGGAAGUUCCUCUCAAACCACAGAAAAGGAGAGACGGAAACAGAGAAUGGACGGGUUCUGGCAAAUACAACAGAAUUGGGACAAUUGGAAAGGGCGCAUUCGCGGUUGUUCACAGGGUCACGUCUAAGUAUGACGGUUUACCCUAUGCGGCCAAAGAGAUUGAAAAGCGUCGUUUUAUAAAGAAUGGUGUACUCGACCAAAAGGUUGAGAAUGAGAUGAAAAUCAUGCAGCGGGUUGAACAUCCUCAUAUCGUUCGCUAUGUUGAGCACUUUGAAUGGGAUGAUCGACUACUUAUCAUCAUUAUGGAAUUUAUCCCUGGUGGCGACCUGGGCAAACUUAUCUCGGACCACAAAGCCAUAAGAGAAGAUGUUGUUCGAACCAUGUCAGGACAGCUCCUAAGCGCAUUGGGAUACCUGCACGCCAACAACAUCACUCAUCGCGAUGUCAAGCCAGACAAUAUUCUUAUCAACUCUCUCAAUCCUAUCGAUCUCAAACUCACCGACUUUGGCUUGUCGAAAAUGGUGGAUAGUGAACAGACUUUCUUACGAACAUUCUGUGGCACUUUACUCUAUUGUGCGCCAGAGGUUUACACAGAAUAUGCGGAGUAUGAUGAUAACGGUGUACGUAGCCGGGGUAAGAAAAUGCGACGUCCUCCGGGUCAGAGAUAUAACCAUGCUGUUGACAUCUGGUCUUUGGGCGGUGUGUUGUUCUACGCUCUGACUGCGUCACCCCCUUAUCCAGUUAAGAGCGGCAUCAGCUAUUCUGAAUUGUUGCACAAGAUCAUGACUACCCGGUUGAAUAUCUCACCCCUGCAGAGAAAUGAAGUGUCAGAUCAAGCCAUCGACUUCCUUUGCAGAAUGCUUGAGAAACGCCCAGAAAACCGAGCGACAGUGACCGAACUCGAAAGCCAUCCUUGGCAUACCGGCCCGCCAUCGGUCAUCAACGCCUCGCAAUCUUUCGACGAGGUCUCGGAUGACGACAUGUUUGAUAACUUCUCUCAGCUACAGCCCCGCCACUACGAGGAAGACCGGGUUAGUGACUCCAUGGGUGAGGAAUCAGAAAAGGAAACCGUGACAGGGCUACCGGAAGCCAACAAACCCAGGCUUUUUGGAGAAGUCGGCGCUUCUGCCAUUGGCAGCUCUGGUGUAAUCCCAGGCGAUUACCUCAACCUCGAAGCGAGCAACGCUAGCACAGGUGAAACUGAGAUUCUUAAUCAAGACGAGGACGAGGCUUACCAAUCAGACGAGGAUGCCACGCCUAGGAGCAGGAACCGCCGGACAUACCGCCAAACGACUGCCUCUAUGGUUCAGAAACAGUCGGAAGACCAGCUUCAAAGCCUUGUCGAGAAUGUGGCUUCCCAAAGCCUUGGUGGCGACGAACCUAGCGUGCAGUUUCCCGGGGCCUCUCAAUUCUCCUUGCAAUCGUCGGAUUUCAAUACCAGCAAACGCAAGCCCCCCUCUCAAGACACCAGCGACGAGUUUGAGGAGAGUACGCCACGCGGAAAACCUACGAUGAAAAGAUUAAAGUCGGAGGGCAAUACUGAAGACAUGACAAACGACGUAAUUGAAGAGUAUCAGCUACUGAUUCAGGUUCCUGUAGCCGGAAAACCAUCCUCAGGACGUCAAAUUGACCAGCCUUUCAACAAAACAUGUUUUUGGGAACAGGACAAAAAGACAUGGCACUUUAACUACCCCGAGUUAACCCACCUCCAGCACAAAGCCUUUCAGCAGGCGGCGGAGACCAGGGGCGAAACGUUUGCGCCUGGAAAGACCCCAUUGUGGGAUCUUGCAAUGAAGUAUUUCUCUCCAGUCUCAAAAGCUGGAACGCAAAUUAGCGAAACUCGACGGAGCUCCCGAACACCGCAGGGCACGACAGACGACGCCAUGGAGUUUCCACCUACCGCUGCUGCCUCUGAGGACUCACAGAUCCCUGACACGAUGCCCACCACCCAUACCCAGAUCGUCGUCCCUGUUCAAAAACCAGAACCCAACAAGCAACUCGUUGGCGUUAUUGAGUCCCAUCCGGAUUCAUGUAUACCUGGUAUCACUAUCCCUAUCACCGACACUCUGGUUUCUUUUGGUCGUGGUCCUGCAAAUACAGAACCAUUUAGUGACAUUUAUGAGUCUCGUGUACCAAAGUAUGCGUUCAAAAUAUUGCUCUGGAAAGAUGGCGAUACCUUCGACCCUUCAAAAGAUCCAUCAAAGGUGCCUCUCCCUUGGCUUCGAGAUGAGGAGGAUCCAAAUGACUACAGCUUCUAUGUCUCGACGAAAGCAUCUGUCGGCAUCAGCAUCAACGGUUACCAGCUUGCCUCAGCCGAUGCUAAGAACCACGGUGGGCCUUCUCAUCACUGGGCUCGCCUCUACAAUGGUGACACGUUAACAGUCUGGGGGACUGGCGACCGCAACAGCAAACAAACAAAGCUCAACUUCCAAUGUCUUUGGGGUGCUUCUACCCGAGAGCGAGACGAAAACAAGGCACUGGAACUCGCACCCCGACCACUGGCCCAGAGGCUGGAUGCCGCUUGCCAGAAAACAGAGAAACGCAUGAAGGAUGCUAUAGAAAGGAAGAAGAAGGAGGAUGCAAUCAGUGCCGAUUUACAAGAGCGCUCAGAGAACAUCGACAGAGAACGAGCACGGAGCGAUGCUUUUGAGAUGAAACGACAGGAAGCUAUCGCAUAUUUCGAAUCGAGACAGAGCCCUCUGUCACGCAUGGCUGCGACCACAAGUGCGCCCUUAGCAAGUCAUUUUCUUGGGGUACCGUUGCCCCGCGCGUCAGAUCCCUUGGCCGGCGCUCGGAUGAUGGGAUAA
Molecule: messenger RNA, 3597 nt
Organism: Fusarium pseudograminearum CS3096
Lineage: Eukaryota; Fungi; Ascomycota; Sordariomycetes; Hypocreales; Nectriaceae
Exons: 4
Coding region: 1-3597 (1198 amino acids)
Biological process (GO): autophagy; peptidyl-serine phosphorylation
Cellular component (GO): cytoplasm
Molecular function (GO): protein serine/threonine kinase activity; protein binding; ATP binding
Source: RefSeq, a predicted model, not a curated record